Messenger RNA from Coregonus sp. 'balchen', 1927 nucleotides. The record is from the annotation of a GenBank genome assembly. Lineage: Eukaryota; Metazoa; Chordata; Actinopteri; Salmoniformes; Salmonidae.
GCCUAUUUACCAUGCUGGGAGGGAAGAAGGUUCCAGAGGAAAGUGUUUCGGGUGGGCCACGGAAAGGAGAUGACCCUCCGCUGGUUGUCCACCCAACUUUGGAGACACCGUGUGAUGGGUCUCCUGAUGGCUUUGUGUGUCACCUUGUUACUCAUGCUCCUGGCUACUCAGUCAUUGCAGCAUCCAAGGUAAGGGACUUUCUGUCUUUGUCUCUCUUUCUCUCCCCACCAUUAUGUACUGUCUGUAGCUGUUGUUCGUUGUAAAACUAAUAGAUUUAGCUCAGUGGUUAUUGUAUCAAUGUACCAGAGAAACACUACAUAUAUUAUGUAAAUACAUUUACGGAUUAAAAAACCUUUUAAAUACAGAAUUGAUUAAUGAGGAGUAUUUUGUCAUGGCAUACAGCUAAGCUGCAAAUGUCCUGUGUCUAUGUUUACCUAGAUGUCAGUUGAAAUCCUCUCUCUUUCCUUUUUCGAAAGCCACUAUUCUGGGCACAAGGGACAUAAGGUGGAGGAGAGGGGAGCACUUUCCGAUGAUGCUUCUCCUAACACACCCAUCCCAUCCCACACUGCCCCUAACAGGAGGAAGGAGGUUCAGACCCCCGAUCUGCAGCAUCAAAGAGACCCCAAUGGGUACACCUUUAUGAGGACAAGGAGGAGCCCUCCGCCUGUAGCUUUCCUCAAAACACACAAGACUGGAAGCAGCACUGUCCAGAAUCUGAUGUUCCGCCUUGGGGAGAAGGAGAGCCUCACUUUCGCCUUCCCCUAUUACGCAUACCAGUUCAGCUACCCAGAUAGGUAUGGGCACACGACUACUGUCUCCUGUAAGAUACGGUUCUAUUGCAAUGUUCAGAUUAUCAAUCAAAUUUACUGUCAGGUCUGUGGUACAUUUGGAGCCCCUCCGUUUGGUGGAUAUUAACUACAGAUAACUUUUACUGCUUUAACAUGGGUUUUACCUUCCUUAUGGCUCCAGGUUCCGAGCAGACUUUGUGGAUGAGCUGCCACCGGGUUCCUCUCAGUUCGACAUGCUCUGCAGCCACAUGCGGCUGGACCUGGGACAGCUAAGACAGGUGAUGCCCAGGAACACCAUCUACAUCACCCUGCUGCGUGAUCCUCUACGGACCUUUGAGUCCGUUUUCAGCUACUAUACUUCCACUGUACCCGCCUUCACUCUAGCCAAAAAGGCAGCUGACACGGCUAACAGGAAGUCAGCCCUCUCGGUCUUCCUGGAGGCCACAGAGUCCUACUGGGACCCUAAAGAACCGGGGAAUGGCCUAGCCAGGAACCCUAUGAGCUUUGACCUGGGCCUCAGCAGCCAGGAGUGGAACGCGUCCUGGCCCAUGGAGCUGGCUCAGCUGGAGGAGGCCUUCCAGCUGGUGAUGAUCGCUGAGCACUUUGAUGAGUCUCUGGUUCUCCUGGGGGCUCUGCUGCAGCUGGAGCCUGAGGAGCUGGCCUAUGUGCACCUGAACGUCCGCGCUCCCUCGGAUGUCACCCCGCUGGAGGAGGACACCAAGGCCAGGCUCCGGGCCUGGAACAGUCUGGAUGUGCUGCUCUACAACUUAUUUCUGCAGGUGUUCUGGGAGAAAGCUGAGCAGUAUGGCCUGGGGAGACUGAACAGGGAGGUGGCCCUGCUGAGGGCCUCCACACAGAGGCUCAGACAGAAGUGUGUGGCCAGGGGAGGGGUGCCCCCUGGUGAGCUGGAGGACCUGGUCAGGCCCUGGCAGACCGACACAGUCACCAUCCUGGGAUACGAGGUACGAGGGAACCUGACUCUGCAGGAAGAGGGGCUCUGUGUGCGACUAGUGCUGCCUGAGCUACAGUACCACUCUCACCUCUAUUUCCAGCAGUAUGGCCAUGACAUGAGGUCCAUACCUACAGAUUAAUGUGCAGCACUUUCCAUUUUAGAUUCUACACUGCUCAGAAUUCCUCUG